GGCCGGGUGGCGGCGGCGGCAUGGCGGAGCCGAGCGGGGCUGAGGCCAGGCCCCCCAUUCGGGUCACCGUCAAGACCCCCAAGGACAAGGAGGAAAUCGUGAUCUGCGAUCGAGCCUCCGUCAAGGAGUUCAAAGAGGAGAUCUCCAGGAGGUUUAAGGCUCAGCAGGAUCAGCUGGUCCUGAUCUUCGCAGGCAAGAUUCUCAAGGACGGGGACACCUUGCACCAGCACGGGAUCAAGGAUGGGCUCACUGUCCACCUGGUCAUCAAGACCCCUCAGAAGGCUCAAGAUCCCGCCGCCACCACAGCUUCCUCCCCCUCCACUCCAGACCCUGCCUCCGCACCCUCCACCACGCCCGCCUCGCCCACAGCCCCUGCCCAGCCCUCCACCUCUGGCAGCGCCCCUUCGGAUGCUGGCAGCGGGAGCCGGAGGAGCAGUGGGGGGGGGCCCUCCCCGGGGGCUGGGGAGGGGCCCCCCAGUGCUACUGCGUCCAUACUCUCUGGUUUCGGGGGCCUCCUGGGCCUGGGCAGCCUGGGCCUGGGCUCCGCCAACUUUAUGGAGCUGCAACAGCAGAUGCAGAGACAACUGAUGUCCAACCCCGAGAUGCUGUCGCAGAUCAUGGAGAACCCCCUGGUCCAGGACAUGAUGUCCAACCCCGACCUGAUGCGUCACAUGAUCAUGGCCAACCCCCAGAUGCAGCAGCUGAUGGAGCGGAACCCUGAGAUCAGCCACAUGCUCAACAACCCGGAGCUCAUGAGGCAGACGAUGGAGCUUGCUCGAAAUCCAGCCAUGAUGCAAGAAAUGAUGCGGAACCAGGACCGGGCCCUGAGCAACCUGGAGAGCAUCCCCGGGGGCUAUAACGCCCUCCGGCGCAUGUACACGGACAUCCAAGAGCCGAUGUUCAGCGCUGCCCGGGAACAGUUUGGCAACAACCCCUUCUCUUCCCUGGCCGGGAACUCCGACAGCUCGUCCUCCCAGCCUCUGCGGACUGAGAACCGAGAGCCCCUCCCUAACCCCUGGAGCCCCUCGCCCCCCACCUCCCAGGCCCCCGGGUCCGGGGGGGAGGGCACCGGAGGAUCGGGGACCAGCCAGGUGCACCCGACAGUCUCCAACCCCUUUGGGAUCAAUGCGGCUAGCCUGGGGUCAGGAGUGUUCAACAGCCCCGAGAUGCAGGCCCUGCUCCAGCAAAUCUCAGAAAACCCCCAGCUGAUGCAGAACGUCAUCUCCGCGCCCUACAUGCGCAGCAUGAUGCAGACGCUCGCCCAGAACCCCGACUUCGCUGCUCAGAUGAUGGUGAACGUGCCGCUCUUUGCGGGGAACCCCCAGCUGCAGGAGCAGCUCCGCCUCCAGCUCCCCGUCUUCCUGCAGCAGAUGCAGAACCCGGAGUCCCUGUCCGUGCUCACCAACCCGCGCGCCAUGCAGGCGCUGCUGCAGAUCCAGCAGGGCCUGCACACGCUGCAGACCGAGGCCCCCGGGCUGGUUCCCAGCCUUGGCUCCUUCGGGAUGUCCCGGACCCCGGCGACCCCAGCGGGCGGCGACACCGGGCCUGCCCCCGAGGCCCCCACCUCCUCACCAGCGCCCCCCGCCGCGCCUUCUCCCGCGGGGGCUCCCAGUGCCCAGCAGCACCUCAUGCAGCAGAUGGUCCAGCUGCUGGCCGGGGGUGGGAACUCCCAGGUGCAGACGCCGGAAGUGAGGUUCCAGCAGCAGCUGGAGCAGCUCAACUCCAUGGGCUUCAUCAACCGCGAGGCCAACCUGCAGGCCCUGAUCGCCACGGGAGGGGACGUCAACGCGGCCAUCGAGAGACUCCUGGGCUCACAACUCUCCUAACCCCCCGUUUGCACCUCGGGCCACUCCCUUGGCCGGGUGCCAGCGCCUGGCUCCUCCGUCAGCCCUUGCCCUCUGCCUGCCACCCCGCCUUCUCCCCCGUCCUCUCCAGACAGCAGGGUGGCUGAGGGGCCCGGGCCUCGCCCCGGUGCCCUGCGAAUUUUGGGUUUACUUGUGCAUCUUACGGAGUCGUCGCCCUGGGUCCUGCCCCAGCAGGGCUGGUCGCGCGGUUUUCACAGUGUCGCUGGUCGGCCCCAGCCCCCGGCCCCGCCGCCGCCUGGCACAGCCUGCAGACUUCCCGGUGGCGGUGCCGGGCAAGCGGGAGGGACUGGGGCCGGGUCUUCCGUGUGUGCGGCUAGGGCUCCGCUUGUCUUAUCUCUCUCUCCUGCUCCUCCACCUGCAGCCUGACCCCUGCUGGGACCACACCCUGUGAAGCAGGGGCGGGGGGGGGGGGGGGGGGCGGGGACAGGCUCUUCUCUCCAUCCCUCCCCCCCAUUCUGGUCCUUUCAUCCAGGCUUUGUUGGGAUGACCCGGGAGAGGAGGGUGCCUGUCUUCCCUGUCCGAAGGGGCCACGAGACACGGCCGUCUGUACAAGGACCUGAGCCCUGGAGAUGGGUGCAGAAGAGGGAUGAGAUUUUCUGGAGGAGGGAAGGGAAAACGACCUGAGUCCGAGGCUCAGAAGCUGGAACGGACACUUUGGGGGUGGAAGCCCCACUGAGCUCCCUUAGGCAGGGGUCCAGGCUCAGGCCUGGCAGAGGGGCCUAGAGAUGCUAGGACCUGUUGCCGCAGGAGGGGCUCGGUGAAGCCAAGCGAUACGGUUCUCGGGGGUCCUGCUGCCCCCGGGCCCAGGACUCGCCUGCGUCCCCAGAUAUCGAGGUUCCAGUCGCCAUCACGAGACGUGAAGGGAUAGGGGUCUGCUCAGCAGCGGGCGUGUGUGCAGUAGGUGGGUGCACGCGCACACGCACACACGUGAGUGGCACAGGACGGUGGAUCCCUCGUUGGUUUCUGGUCGCGCGCUGCCUCCCCCCAGAGCGGGAGGCAGGGGGGCUGGCCCAGGGCAGGAGCGCACACGGUCCGGGGAGCCAGGGCCUUGGGCCUCUUGAAGCUGUCGGAGGGCAGAGGAGGGGUCUCUUCCCUCGGCAACCCCCGGCCUUUGGGUCCUUCACUGUUUUCCUUCCAGGCCGAAAGGUUCUGUUUGAGGAAGGGAGGGAGAGGGUGCGGGGCCGCCGUGGGUGCGGAAUUGGACGCUGCUCACUCUGCCAGCACAUGGGGGGGGGGGGGGGGGACCCCAGCGCCCCUUCUCCCCACGGCUUCGCGCAGCUGCUCGGAGGACGUGGCUGAGAAUGUGGAGGUGCAAGGGGCCGCCUUUUCUCCGAGUGGGAACACGGCCUCUGCGAUCCAGAGAGGAUGUCUGUGUGGCUUUCCCCCACCUCCCCAGCGUCCACACUGGCCUUUGUAAAUAAACGACGUGGUCCUUGUCGAGA
This is a messenger RNA of Hyaena hyaena (striped hyena), 3307 nucleotides long. RefSeq names its product ubiquilin 4 (gene UBQLN4). Lineage: Eukaryota; Metazoa; Chordata; Mammalia; Carnivora; Hyaenidae. Gene Ontology annotation, molecular function: polyubiquitin modification-dependent protein binding. Gene Ontology annotation, cellular component: cytosol. The coding region runs from base 21 to 1826 and encodes 601 amino acids. The record is from RefSeq and is a predicted model, not a curated record. Gene Ontology annotation, biological process: ubiquitin-dependent protein catabolic process. The transcript is spliced from 11 exons.